Molecule: messenger RNA, 2485 nt
Organism: Caenorhabditis sp. 36 PRJEB53466
Lineage: Eukaryota; Metazoa; Nematoda; Chromadorea; Rhabditida; Rhabditidae
Source: the annotation of a GenBank genome assembly
AUGUUCAAAGGAAAACGAGGAAGAAUCUUGAAAUACGGACAAGCCUGCAAUCGCUACCAAGACACGUGUAUCAACGGCGCCAAAUGUAUUGACAGGAUCUGCAAAUGUGCUCCCGGAUUCAUUUUGGCUGGAAAUGGAUGGUGUGAAGGAUUUGAUUUGGCUAAGGUUGUAUUUAAAACCCGAUUCGAGUCGUCAAGUGUUUAAUUUCAGGCAAUAGAACUUAAUAAACAAUCAGUUGGAACAACUAGCGCUCCGAAAGCGAAUCGUGUCAUUCAGACUAAGCAGCAGAAAGGUUUAGCUGUACCAUAUUCCCAAAAUGUCAUGUUCAUUCUUUUAAGUGAUAACCACGACCACCACGACGACUACCAAAGCAGCUGCUUCACACCGAGAAGUACCAGUCACUACGGAUGAAUUCCCGACUCCUCCAUCCAACAUUUUUGGUUUCCCAGACAGGCGUACAACCAAAAAAGUGCCAAAGGUGGCUGCUGUUGGCUCAGCUUGCACUUCCAUCGACAUUUGCCUUGGCGAGAGUUUUUGCGUAAACGGAUACUGUCAAUGUCAGCCAAACUUCAUCCUUCAGAAUGGACAGUGCAUUUCAAGUAGGAUAAUACUAUGACCAAGACAUGGAAAACUUAGAUAUUGUAGAAGAAAGCAAACACAAAGUGGCAAAAGUGGGUGAAACGUGCAAGAACGGAGAAAUUUGUGCGGGAGGAUCGAUUUGUGAUUACGACAGAAAAAGAUGUAUCUGUGCUGCCCAACACGUUGCCAUUAAGGGUAUUUGUAAGCAGAAGUGUACGUUAAAACACUGUGUGUCUUCGGAACAUCAUCUUAUUUUCAGCUGCACCGGCGUUCGCGGCUCCAGGAGAUACGUGUAGUAUGAGAGAGAAAUGUACAGGAGGAUCAACUUGUUUCGAGGGAAUGUGUACUUGUGAUGACCAUCACUUUGCCGAGGAUGGAUACUGUAGACCGAUCGGUGAGUCAAUGAAUGACAAUAGACCUCCUAGAAUAGACCGUGUUUACAGAAGCGCGCAGUUCGAAAGUGCAGUUUGUGAAUGGAGCCGGAUUGAGGUUCUCGUCAAUGCAAGUACCAAACCGGCAAAGAGCCCAACCGUGCAAUGAAGCAGAAUGCAAACUUCCGAAUUGCUUCUGCAGUGACAAUGGUUAGGGACCAAACUGUGUAAUGAAUUCGAUGUUUUUUCAGGAAGGCAACCACCAGGCGGACUUCGACCAGAUGAGACUCCUCAGUUUGUGGUUCUCACUUUUGAUGAUGCUGUUAACGGAAAAACAUUCCCUGACUAUAAAAAGCUGUUUGAAAAUGACGCUCUCAAGUAAACAAGCGUUCAAGAUUUGUUAGUCAACAUUUUCUGUUUUGAGGAAUCCGAAUGGAUGUGACGUGAAGGCAACUUUCUUCAUUUCUCACGAGUGGACCAACUACGAUGCUGUUAACUGGCUGGUUUCGAAGAAUAUGGAACUUGCAUCAAAUUCUAUCUCGUCAGUUACAAACAGAACCGCAGCUUUUUAGAAUAUUCUUCAGACAUGAGUCCUUGGAACACGAAAACACAAAUAGGUGGCUAAAUGAAAUGGAUGGACAACGAAGAAUCUUGGCGAAGUUCGGCGGUGCUCCAGAAGAGCAAAUCGUAGGAAUCCGUGCUCCACAACUUGCGCUCGGUGGUGAUAAUAUGUUUGAGGUAUGAGAUGCAAGAGUCGAAAACUGAAAAAAAGCGUUUAGAUGAUGGUGGGAGCCGAGUUCUUAUGGGACAACUCAAUGUCGGCCAAUCCGGGAAUCCAUGGCGAGCCAUUCUGGCCGCAAACAUUGGAUUAUCAAGUGGCUUGGGAUUGUCAUGAGGCAUCGUGCCCCAAGAGUUCAUUCCCCGGAAUCUGGACGGUCCCGUUGAACCAGUUCUAUGGUUCCUACAUGCGACAGAUUGACAGUUUUAGAAGAUCGAGCAUGAUCCGUGCUGCUGUCGAUUUGAAUAAUACUGUUGAAGAAUUGGUAAAAAAGUAGUUCGCUCGUAAUUUAUUCGGAAAAUGUAUGCUUUAGGAUGAGAUCAUAAUGCGAAAUUUCGAACGAAGCUAUUCUGGAAACCGAGCGCCUUAUGUGUUGUCGUUGAAUGCUGAUUUCCUGCAACUUGCUGGACAAAACAAAGGAAUGAAAGCUGUGCAGAAGUUCCUGAACAGAAUUACUGCUAACAAAGAUGUUUACAUCGUUACCAUCAAGCAACUCAUCGAUUGGAUGAAGCGGCCUGUGCCACUGAAUCAAAUUCAAAAAGUAACUCAAUUUCAGCUCAAUUCGGAUAAACUUAAAUCUCGCUUUAUUACAGUCGAAAGCAGUUGGCUGCCCAAUCACACUGUCAUUCAAUCGCAAUCCCUCACUAUCGACUUGCGACAAACCUAACAAAUGUCUGUACAGUACGCCGUCGUUAUCAAGCCAGGAGCACCAGUUUCUUACAUGCUUACCAUGUCCAACUAUGUAUCCGUGGCUUGA